Drosophila eugracilis is the source of this 2046-nucleotide messenger RNA. RefSeq names its product succinate dehydrogenase [ubiquinone] flavoprotein subunit, mitochondrial (gene SdhAL). The transcript has a single exon. The record is from RefSeq and is a predicted model, not a curated record. Gene Ontology annotation, biological process: mitochondrial electron transport, succinate to ubiquinone; tricarboxylic acid cycle. NCBI's taxonomy places the organism in Eukaryota, Metazoa, Arthropoda, Insecta, Diptera, Drosophilidae. The coding region runs from base 71 to 2026 and encodes 651 amino acids. Gene Ontology annotation, molecular function: flavin adenine dinucleotide binding; electron transfer activity; succinate dehydrogenase (quinone) activity.
UCCAAACUCGAAUACACUUUUAAUUUAACGGCGCAAAACAGGAAAUAGUUGCUGGUCAAGACUACUUAAAAUGAAUCGCCUGUUUAUCAGACGGUCGGCAAAGUCCGCAAUCAGAACCCUGCUCAACCCCAGUGGGAGUCGCCUGCCCCGUGCCACCGCUGUCAGGAAUUGUAGUUGCAAGGACGAGUAUUCAUUGACUGAUCAUAAGUACGAUGCAAUUGUGAUUGGUACUGGUGGAGCCGGAAUGCGGGCGGGUUUUGGCCUGGCGGAGAAGGGUUUCAAGACGGCCCUGAUUUCAAAGUUGUUUCCCACCCGUUCACACACAGUGGCUGCCCAGGGUGGCAUCAAUGCCGCACUCUCCAAUAUGGACAAGGAUGACUGGAAGUAUCAUUAUUUCGAUACGGUAAAGAGCAGCGAUUGGUUGGGCGAUCAGAAUGCCAUCCAUUACAUGUGCCGCGAGGCGGAGAAGGCCAUCUAUGAGUUGGACAUGUAUGGGAUGCCAUUCUCUCGAACUUCCAGUGGCAAGAUCUACCAGCGUCCGUUUGGAGGCCAGACCUUGGAGUACGGAAAGGGUGGAAUGGCCAGAAGGGCAUGCGCUUGCGGAGAUCGCACGGGUCAUGCCCUCGUCCAUACCCUCUACGGACAGACCCUUAAGCACGCGGAUACCUGCCACUACUUUGUAGACUACUUUGUCUUGGAUUUGAUCAUGUCGCAGGGGAAGUGUGUUGGCUGCUUGGCUUGGAAACUAGAUGAUGGCACCUUCCAUCGGUUCUUGGCUAAUAAUACGGUGGUGGCCGCUGGCGGUUGUGGUCGGGUAUAUUUCUCCACCAGCGCCGGACAUACGUGUACGGGUGAUGGGAAUGCAUGGAUUUCACGACAGGAGUUACCACUCAUGGACAUGGAGUUUGUGCAGUUUCAUCCUACUGGCAUCUAUGGAGCAGGAUGUAUGAUCACCGAAGGCGUCCGUGGAGAGGGCGGUUUCUUUGUGAAUUCCAAGGGAGAACGAUUCAUGGAACGCUAUGCCCCAAAGACCAAGGACCUGGCCACCAGAGAUGUAGUGGCGCGCGCCAUGACCAUGGAAGUUCUUAACGGCAAUGGUUGUGGUCCCCUCAAGGAUCAUGUACACCUGCAGCUCCAUCACAUAGACCCCAAGAUCAUUAGAGAGCGAUUGCCGGGCAUCAUGGUCACCGCGAAGAUCUUUGCCAAGGUGGAUGUGACCAAGGAACCAGUGCCGGUUCUACCAACUGUACACUAUAUUAUGGGGGGAAUUCCAACGGAUCAUAGGGGUCGCGUCAUAACCGUGGAUGAAAAUGGCCAAGAUCAGGUGGUCAAGGGUCUGUACUCCUGCGGAGAAACCUCCUGUGCCUCGGUACACGGAGCCAACCGUUUGGGGGCCAAUUCUUUGCUAGAUUUGAUCAUCUUCGGGCGGGUUUGUGCCAUAGACAUUGCCGAGAACAACUGUCCGGGUGACAAGCCACCCGAGGUGGAAGACAAAGCCACGGAAAAGUCAAUGGAAAACUUCAAGUGCCUACGCAACGCUAAAGGAUGCAUCCCAACAGCCGCUUUAAGAUUGGAACUGCAGACGAUCAUGACCAAACAUGCAGCUGUCUUCCGGGAAGGAAAACUGCUCAAGGAGGGUCUUCUUAAGGUCGCCGAACUGUGUGAGCAGUUUAAGGACAUCAAGUUAUCCGACCGCACUUUGGUAUGGAACACUAAUCUCGUGGAGACCUUGGAGCUUCAGAAUACGUUAGCGAAUGCCGUGCACAUCAUUACGGCAAUGGAGAAUCGAAAGGAGUCGAGGGGAUCCCAUGCUCGUGAGGAUUUCAAGAUGCGCAUAGAUGAACUGGACUAUGGAGCACCGAUGGCCGGGCAGAAAAAGAAACCAUUCGAGGAGCAUUGGCGCAAGCACACCAUGACCUUUGCCCUGGGCAAUAAUGGAUGCGCCUCGAUCAAAUAUCGUGCGGUAGUGGACGAGCCCUUAGAUGAUUCGAUAGCUAGCAUUCCACCUGCUAUACGUACUUACUAAAUUACGGGGACUACAUUUUG